AUGGCUGAAACUUUACAACCUGUACCUACCACUAGUCAAUUGCAGCCAUCACCAAACAUUGUUCAAGUGCAACCAACAAUAGCUACGACUCCACCAAUUGUGACAAAAAAGUUAACUCGCAGCCGCGUUGGAGCCAUGGCUGCAACUCUACAACCAUCACCAAAAAAUCGGGGUGUUACAUCACAACCAUCACCUACCACUAGUCAAAUUCCGCCAUCACAAUUCAUUGAUCAAACGCAGCCACCAAAAGCUGCUAAUCAACCACAUGCUCCACCAAGUGUGACAACAGAGCUUCCUCACAACCCUGUUGAAGCCAUGGUUGCAACUCCACAACCAUCACCUACAACUAGUCAAAUACUGCCAUCACAAUUCAUUGAUCAAACGCAGUCACCAACAGCUACUAAUCAACCACAAGGUCCACCAAGUUUGACGACCAAGCUUCCUCGGAACACCGCUGGAGCCAUGGCUGCAACUCCACAACCAUCGCCUAUCGUUAGUCAAGUGCAGCCACCGCCAAUCAGUGAUCAAAUGCAGACACCACCACCAGUUGUGUCGAGAAAACGGUCUCGUUGUUCGAUUGAAUCCGUGGCUGCAUCUAGAGGAAGAGGCCCUUCUCGUCCCCAUGAGGAUUGGGGCAUAGGAAAAAAGCUAGAAGUUGUGUUGGAUAAGUAUGAUCUACCUAUUAGCACCACAGUGGGUGUAUUACAAAGCCAACUAGGCAUUUUAGCUCGGAAGAGUAACUUGACACCAUUAACAUACAUUGAUUGGAGGGCUCCACAACUAAAUCCAUACAAGGAACGUAUAUGGGACGAGGUUAAGGAACGUAGCACUAGAAACCUCGCAAAUAUGAGGUCACAAGAAAUGGGGGACACAAGUGGGAGAAAGGCCCAUUGUUGAGUAAGAAAUGAGUUGGCAGCGGCAAAAGGAGGAGUGGAGCCAGACCGACUCGAGGUAUUUUAGAAGACACACACAAAGAAGGAUGGAAAACCAAUUGAUGAGGCAUCGAAAAUAGCCAUAGCUCGUAUUGAUGAAAGGAUAUCUCAAGUUCCCGUGCCCUUGCAAUCCCCUAUUUAUAGGGACGAGGUGUUCACAAAUGUACAAGGACAAGAUACACGUGGACGUGAAUGUACGUUUGGCUUGAGUCCCUAUCCAAAUCAGGUGUGGGGGACGAGGUUUACCCGUUCAUGGGAGUUGCGUGACCGGGAUCAAUUGCGUGCAAAGGUGCAAAAAGAAGUUCUAGCUGAGGUAGAUGACAAACUUUCUCACCUAGAGCGUAAGUGUGCUAGGUUCAAGGCGCAUGCGAAAGAUAUUGGAUACCCAUUGUCUCCGUCUCCAAAAGAUGAUUCACCAAUAUCACCUUCACAUAAUGGACAAGUUACUCUAGUUUAUUGCUUCAAAUAAUGUAUAUUUGAUUUCUUAUUCACCAAUAGUGCCUUCACCCUAAUUUUAAAGUGGCUCGCAUUCCUGAAAAUGCCAAAUAUUAUGGGAUGAAGGGAGUAAUUAAUUUCUAUAUCUUUAAACCAUACGUAUCACAUGUUCAAUUCCUUCUUAAUGAUUCUAUUGCAUGUGUUUAUGUUCCAUCAAAAUGGUUUUGGGCAGUCAUGCAAUGAGGAACAUGUUCUUGAUGCCAACUGUCCUCAACAACAAAAUGGUAAUGAUAGGAGUCGACCCCUCAGGGCUUGGACUGAUGACGAGGUGAGAGAAUGUUUAUCGUGGCUAUUUUUUUGUGAAGAAGUGGUAUAAGUAGCAAAUUAAUUAAUCUGGAUGCCUCAGAUCUAUCUUUCCAAUAGUUUCUUAUCUAGAAUAAGUUUGGAGAAAAUAAUUUUGGUAAACUUGUGCUUGUUCUUUGGAUGGAUUCCUUAUGUGUGAGCUAGUGAAUGUUGAGAACAUUAGAGAAGUAGACAUUUCCAGUUCUUUUGAGCUUGAAUAAGUAAAACUUCUAGAUUAGUGCCAUACGCCGAGUUUGCCUAAAUAACUAGACAUUUCUAGCUCCAAAUAGAAAAUCGCUUACAUGACAUCAUAGAGAAUUGUUAGUAGUAAGUAGGGUUUUUGAAAAUUUAGUUAGAAUACAAAAAUACCAAUGGAGAAGGACAAUAUUUUAUUGUCACUUGCUGAUGCUACUUAAUGUUUUGCUU
This is a messenger RNA of Rhododendron vialii, 2135 nucleotides long. RefSeq lists its product as uncharacterized. Bases 1 to 897 code for a protein of 298 amino acids. The record is from RefSeq and is a predicted model, not a curated record. The transcript is spliced from 5 exons. Lineage: Eukaryota; Viridiplantae; Streptophyta; Magnoliopsida; Ericales; Ericaceae.